Camelina sativa (false flax) is the source of this 1008-nucleotide messenger RNA. RefSeq names its product transcription factor GTE12-like. The record is from RefSeq and is a predicted model, not a curated record. NCBI's taxonomy places the organism in Eukaryota, Viridiplantae, Streptophyta, Magnoliopsida, Brassicales, Brassicaceae. Gene Ontology annotation, molecular function: protein binding.
AUGGUUACAGAAUCCAAACUUAGGAUAAACGUUGGAUCUGAAGCCAAUCGAUCGAGGAAGAAGCGUGGAGCUGAAGAGGUAGAAGAGCUUGAUCAGGCAAAUACGAAUAAGAAGAAGCAAAAGAUGGAUCGCGAUCGCGAGUUGUUGUCCUUGCAUGAUCUGUGUCUAAAUUUACUAGAAUCGAUGAGAGACGAAUGGUUAGGUUGGCGUUUUGAGGAGCUUGUCAUUGAAAACCCUAAUUAUUUCUCUGUUAUAUCAAAGCCAAUGGAUUUCGUCACAAUCAAGUCCAAACUCGCCAAGAAUCUCUAUCUCAAUAUUGCUGAAGAGUUUCCCAGAGAUGUUCAAUUAGUCUUCGAGAAUGCGAUUCGCUAUUAUCCUCCUGAGAAUUCGCUUCACAAGAACGCUAAGAAGCUUAAGAAGCUUUUUGAGUUGAGGUGGGAAUCGGUAAAGACGAAGAUAGCUUGUGGGAGAGUUACCUUGGGCCAAAAGGUUUCUCGUUUGAUAAAUCCAGUGAAAGAGCAGAGCAAAGAGGAUAAGCCUGAGAGCAAAUUCGAAUUCGAUCAAGGUUUAAUGCCCUUAUCUCCUACGAAGGCUCUUCGUGCGGCAACAAUCAGGAUUCGAUUUGCAGAUACUAUCGUGAAGGCCAAAUAUAGAAAGCUUAUCGACGAGAGUGGUGGUAACAAAGCUGAUGUGAUGAUGAGAAUGGAGAAAGAAAAGCAACUUUUAGAAAGAAGGGAACGUGAAGUGAAAGCUAGAAUCGAAGGUGAGCCUAGAGCUGCCAGGUUGAAAGUGCUAUGCAGGGAACGGCUUGCGUUAGAGGAGUUGGAAGAAGAAGCCAAAUUCAAUAUUGUAGAUAACUUGCAAACUAUGAAGGAGGUGGUGAAACUCUGUGGUAGAUCCUAUCUGGCAAGAAGAACUCGGAGGAUUGAAGAAGAGCUUGGUCUGUUUUUAACAAUUGAGGAUUAUUGGCCGGAACUGGAAGAGAUUAAGGAGGAGGGAGAAAUCUAG